UGCAAAAUUUCGACGAACUGGGCUUUCCGAAAGACCACGUCGGACGGAGUUUGUCUGAUAGCUAUUACAUAAAUAAGGAUAUAAUGCUGAGAACUCACACAUCUGCUCAUCAGCUACAAAUUUUCAGAUCAAACGUGGAUAAAUUUCUCUUAACCGCAGAUGUAUAUCGACGAGAUGAAAUAGACUCUCGUCAUUAUCCGGUAUUUCACCAGAUGGAAGGUGCUCGGAUCUUUCCCAUGUCGUCUGCUGCUUCCAUCAUAGAGAAAGAGUUGUCAUCAGAGACACUUGCGCCCACCCAAAUUAAAACCAUUGACGAUACAAUGAUCACCAAUAAUAACCCACUACAACCAUGCCAUGAUUAUGAUGCUACUAACGCCGUUAUCAAGCAUUUAAAGCACUCGUUGAAUGGAAUGGUUAAGAAACUGUUUAUUGGGCAAGAUUUGGAAGUAAGAUGGCAGGAUUCAUAUUUCCCGUUUACAAGUCCGAGUUGGGAAAUGGAAAUUCUCUAUCAUGGGAAAUGGCUUGAGAUUUGUGGCCAUUCAGAUAAAAUAGGCUGGGCGUUUGGUCUGGGGCUCGAACGGAUAGCAAUGGUUCUUUUUAACAUCCCUGAUAUUCGGCUCUUUUGGUCAGAGAGUCCACUUUUUAUUGAACAGUUUCAACCUGGUGUCAUCAGCAAAUUUAAGCCAUAUUCCAAGUAUCCGUCUUGUAUCAAAGAUAUCAGCUUUUGGUUGAAUGACAAUAACUUCCAUGAGAAUAAUUUCUGCGAAAUUGUCAGAAAUGUUGCCGGGGAUAUUGUGGAGGACACCAAAUUG
This is a messenger RNA of Paraglomus occultum, 812 nucleotides long. Lineage: Eukaryota; Fungi; Glomeromycota; Glomeromycetes; Paraglomerales; Paraglomeraceae. The record is from the annotation of a GenBank genome assembly.